This is a messenger RNA of Aspergillus chevalieri, 333 nucleotides long. RefSeq lists its product as uncharacterized. NCBI's taxonomy places the organism in Eukaryota, Fungi, Ascomycota, Eurotiomycetes, Eurotiales, Aspergillaceae. Bases 1 to 333 code for a protein of 110 amino acids. The record is from RefSeq and is a predicted model, not a curated record. The transcript has a single exon.
AUGUCCUCCCUCCACGAUCCCUUAGCCGGCAUCCUGGCGCAACCCGUCAACCCCAACAUCAAUGCCUCCUUCAUGCCUCCGCCUCAGUCAGUGUACUACAACUACUACAAUACCGCCUCCAGUAAUCUCAAAAGACUUGCGAGGCGAAGGCAUAAACUUACUAUUCUUCUAUCAAACUUUACUUUGAUACUCGGCAUAGGAGGUGGCGGUGAUGCUGGGCCAGGCCAUGUUCAACUCGCUGGAGCUGUCUCAGAGCGAAUGAUCCAAUCAGGAAGCAUUCAUUCUGAGUAUAUACGGCACUUACCUCAAGUUGACGGCCGCAUGGUUCCCUAA